AUGAGCAUGGUCAGUAACUUCAUUUCCCAAGGCUGCUGGAAUGAACCUCUAGUCCGACAAUGGUUCCAGGAAGAUGAUGCUAAACGCAUACUCAAUAUCACUCUUCCUAACACACCUUGUGAAGACACAUGGCUCUGGCUCCCGGAGAACAAUGGGCGCUUCUCCAUUAAAUCGGCCUAUAAGUUGAUCAAGAACUUGGAUUCUAUGGCGCAUGGAGACAGGAAAUGGAGAUUAAUUUGGGGAGCCAAGAUCCACGAGAGAUUGAAAAUGUUAUGGUGGAAAAUUCUUGCUAAUGGUCUUACCACCAAAGAUAGAUUGAGUCUUUUUAUCCCCUCAAUUGACUCUAGCUGCUCCCUUUGCCGUGGCGAGAUGGAAACUUCAAUGCAUCUAUUUUGGAGCUGCAAUUUCGCUAGAGCAGUCUGGUUUGGUUGCUGCUGGCAGUUCCGAACUACCACGAACCACUUUGAUUGCUGGGAAAGUUGGCUCGAUUGGUUCUCGAUGGAACCCCAUAGACCACAGUCAAUCCAACUUAACCUGUUCCUAGGAGGGGCUGCUGUAAUCUUUGAGAGUAUAUGGCGCGAGAGGAAUAACAUUUCUCAUGGAGGCUCUGCUACUCCCAUUGGUUCCAUCCUCCAGCAUAUAAAUACAAGAAUUGGCGAGAUCUUGGAGGACUUAAGGCCUCAGGUUGCGGAGUUGAAAGCGUGGCUCCCCCCACCUCCGGGCUGGGUUAUGUGCAAUUCGGACGUCUCCAUUAGCAACUCCCAAGCAGCCGGAGCUGUUGUGUUCAGAAAUGAAGCUGGUGUCUUCAUUAACUGCAUCACCUUCCGCCUCACUGUCUGCGAUCCGCUUCUCGGAGAGACAAUGACGAUCUGCAAGGGAGCGGAGGAGGCAAUUAAGCAGGGAUUCCGGAAAGUUAUCUUCCAAAGCGAUUGCUGCAAUUCAGUUUCGGCUCUGAAGGCUAAGAUGCAGGACAUUGGAUCACUCAACUUCAACAUUCAGGAGCUGGUACUAAACUUCAAUCGUUUAAAGGACAGCUUCACUCACUCGGAAGUCUCUUGGAUCCCCAGGAACUUCAAUGGUGUGGCCGAUUCAGUGGCCAAAUGGGCGAAUCUCAACAACUCUUUUGGGCGUUUUGAUUUGUCCCUCGAGAAUAGUCCCUUACGCUCGGUUCUCUCUGAGCUUGAUGACUUGAAUUCUCCCUAUCCUUAUUCUAAUUGUUAG
This is a messenger RNA of Cannabis sativa, 1221 nucleotides long. RefSeq lists its product as uncharacterized. Gene Ontology annotation, molecular function: RNA-DNA hybrid ribonuclease activity; nucleic acid binding. The record is from RefSeq and is a predicted model, not a curated record. The coding region runs from base 1 to 1221 and encodes 406 amino acids. Lineage: Eukaryota; Viridiplantae; Streptophyta; Magnoliopsida; Rosales; Cannabaceae. The transcript has a single exon.